This is a messenger RNA of Fusarium oxysporum Fo47, 1030 nucleotides long. Its product is annotated as RmlC-like cupin domain-containing protein. NCBI's taxonomy places the organism in Eukaryota, Fungi, Ascomycota, Sordariomycetes, Hypocreales, Nectriaceae. Bases 77 to 646 code for a protein of 189 amino acids. The transcript is spliced from 2 exons. The record is from RefSeq and is a predicted model, not a curated record.
UUACUAGCACAGCAAACCAUUCACUGCAACACUCUCGUACAGAAGUCUUCGUAUCUGUCUUAAUUUCUCCCUGACUAUGGCGCCGGCCCAGACCCAAGACACAUCAGAGAAUACUCAAAAGAGUUCCGAUCUAUUGGAGCAUCCCAAAGGCGAAUCAGUACUCACAGACAAAGACCGAAAGGCACUCGUCUUCACCGACAAGCACAGUUCUCCAGAUGUCUACGUCAACUCCAGCAAAGACACUCUGUGGCAUCCCUGGACAGGAACGCUAGAGCUCAAGCCUCUCCGAUUUGAAACGAGAUCUGGUAGUUUCGUCAUUGGGCUGAGAACGCCUGUCGAUUGUUGGCUCGGAAAGCAUAGACAUAGAGGUACAGUCACAGCUGUUACACUUUCUGGGAAUUGGAGAUACAAGGAGUAUGACUGGGUCGCUGGACCUGGGGACUACGUUGUUGAGAACCCAGGAACUAUUCACACGCUGUUCAUGGGUGCUGGCGCAGAGGUGGUGUUUACCAUUACAGGAAGCCUCGAGUUCUUCAAUGACGAUGACAGCUUAAGGGAGACAAUGGACAUCUUCAGUUUCGCGGAGCUUUAUUAUGACCAUUGCAAGGAGAAGGGUGUCGAGCCAAAUGAGAAACUAUGGUACUAAGCAACAUCAACCUGAGGUUUGGGUUAAUAGUAUGUUAGUACCCUAGAGUUCAAAUUGUUAGCCUUUCCGAGGGCAGCCUUUGCUGCUGAUAGAAGCAAUAUUGUCCAAAGGUCUGACCUGAAUUCCUUGUUAACUUUGUCCAGUGCCCAGUGCCCAGUGGUCCCGAGUCACGCAUGGCGGCCAACAGCCCGGGUAUGUCUGCGAAUAGCUAACAAUCUUGAGGACACCAAUGAGAACUUGGAGCGCGCUAUGCCUAUCUGAAGACCUCUGAGAAGGAUGCAACUACGCCAUGACAAUAUUCUAAAUCUCACUCGGAAAGUCAGAAGUCAAAUAGCUUCUCGAUUAUACUAGCUAACAGAAAAUCAAUCUAAGCAACACCUUGAA